Cornus florida is the source of this 920-nucleotide messenger RNA. RefSeq lists its product as uncharacterized. The transcript has 4 exons. NCBI's taxonomy places the organism in Eukaryota, Viridiplantae, Streptophyta, Magnoliopsida, Cornales, Cornaceae. The record is from RefSeq and is a predicted model, not a curated record. Gene Ontology annotation, biological process: intracellular sterol transport. Gene Ontology annotation, molecular function: sterol binding. Bases 164 to 613 code for a protein of 149 amino acids.
UCUAUUUCAGCUCUUUGUCUCUCUCAAGUCUCAACUUAUUAAAAGCUUACCCUUCAACUUAAAAAAAAAAAAAAAAAAAAAAGUCUCAAACUUAUUAAUCUGCUCCGCCACUAGAUCAACGCCCAUUUAGUUCCAUCACAAAUUCUGAAUUUCUGAAUCCAAUAUGGAGGCAAUCCUGGUAUUUUUCUUUGCAUCGUGUUUGUUCCUACCAUCGAUUCAUGCCAAGGAUGUCAAAUACUGUGAUAAGAAGGGUAAUUAUGUAGUUAAGGUUGAUGGCGUUGAUAUCGCGCCUGAUCCGGUGGAGACUGGCAAACCAGCCACCUUCACCAUCUCAGCUUCUGCUGGUAAACCCAUAUCUGGAGGGAAAUUGGCUCUUCAGGUUUCUUAUUUUGGGGUGCGUGUCCAUACUGAAACUCAUAAUCUUUGUGAGGAGACUUCCUGUCCCAUAUCAGGUGGCAAAUUUGUGCUCUCUCAUACCCAAACUUUACCAGGAUUUACCCCACCAGGCUCCUACACUCUAAAGAUGACGAUGGAGGAUGAACACAAGCGUCAGUUAACUUGCAUUAGCUUCAAUUUCAACAUUGGAAUCGGAGCAUCUGUGUCGUCUUUUUGAAGGCCUCGGAAGAGGUGAGAAUGCACGGUAAUGUUUGUUGGCUUGUAAGAAAGACGACGAUGACCCGCCCUUGCAAUGUCAAGAUCUUGCAACAACUUUAGCCUGCCUGGAUGGAGGCUGUUCAACUAUGUUAUUUUCUAGUAAUAUAUGAUAAAUCUGGAUGCAGACCGAUUGUGCAUAUGUAAGCUCUAUAGUCUGUCAAUGGAACUCGUGAUAAUGAAUUGUGGUCUUUGUGUACUGUUUUCACAUCAUUAUUCAUUCAGUGUGAAUUUGCUUGAUAACGGUAUUAGGUUUUUACUUUUCAAAA